AUGAAUAUCAACAUCCCAAAUCUUAUCAAAUCCGCUGUCCCAGAGGCAGAGGGACGAAACGUGCAGAUUCUCUCAGACAACAGAUCCAAUUAUCGAGAUGGUAAUUUCCUCUCAGGAGAUUUCCCACGAAACCCACCCAAGCUUUACAUAACCGGAGAAAAUGACGACUUUGAUGAAAUUACUCUGAAAGAGUGGCGGGAUGAGGGUUUCAACGUCGAGUACAUCUCUAUGGAGAGCUGCGGAGAUGGCUACUUGAAGAAGAUCAAGUCGCUAAGCAGGGAGAACAUGGCUCCUUGUGAGAAGUUUGGAAUUGUUGCCUACGACGAUGCAGCAGCAGUAUGCUUGGAACACUUCCACAUUCUAGAUAACAACCCGGAAUUCAAGCUGGGCCUUCUCAUUGCGUACUACCCAACCCGCAUCCCCGACACCAAUGGCAAGUUUCCCAACAGCAUAAGUGCUCUUGUGCAUCUCGCAGCUGGUGAAGAAGUAGGCGUUGUCAAGCAGUCUCAGAUGGUAGGCAUUCAGGGCAAGAAACGCGUGCGACGUACAAAGAUCAGCAGUGGUCUUGGUACUGGCGGCAAGCUCGACCUUGCUUAUCCUAGCUAUACAUACGAGGCUGAACCUGGAUUUGCUGAGCAUGAUCUUGAUGAGUUUGAUGGGGUAGCGGCGGACCUGGCUUGGAGUCGGAGUCUGGCAGCCGCGAGAAAGGUUUUUGGUAUUAAUCCAGACCUGGAAGUCGUUUUGGAAAAUAACUUGCAGAGCAAAUUCUUCUCCAAGAACUUGAACCAAGCCAUCUCAACAUACACAACGCACAAGACGCCUCAUGUAACAUACAUGCCGACCUUGACAGGCGCCACGGGUGCCGAAGAGUUGAAGCGCUUUUACUCAGAAACCUUCACCACACCGCCAUCACUCAAAAUCACAUUACUUUCACGUACUAUCGGAGUGGAUCGUGUGGUUGACGAGAUGCACGUCCAAUUCAAGCACACCGAACAAGUGCCAUGGAUACUGCCCGGAGUCGCACCCACAAACAAGAAGAUCGAAAUAAUUAUGGUCAGCAUAGUGUCGGUCAAAGGAGGAAGACUGCACCACGAGCAUGUUUACUGGGACCAAGCAAGUGUGUUAGUCCAAGCUGAACUGCUGGAUCCAAAGCUGUUACCACAAUCAGCAAAAGAUCUAGGCCUCGAGAAGCUCCCUGUGGUAGGACGCCGAGCGGCGAGAAGGGUAAGGAGGAACAGGGACUUGAGUGAUGAUGAAGGUGAAGCAGAUAAUGAGCUAAUUCCUGGAUGGAAGAACGAGAACAGUGAGAGUGAGGGUGUUGCUGAGCUACCUUGA
Fusarium venenatum is the source of this 1335-nucleotide messenger RNA. RefSeq lists its product as uncharacterized. NCBI's taxonomy places the organism in Eukaryota, Fungi, Ascomycota, Sordariomycetes, Hypocreales, Nectriaceae. Gene Ontology annotation, biological process: polyketide metabolic process. The record is from RefSeq and is a predicted model, not a curated record.